AUGACUACGCCGUUCUCCUAUCUAGGCGCCAUGUCUCCUCCCCCGUGUUCAGAACCCCUCCAGUUGACCGUCGCGCCCUCUGAGACUACGUUCUCCUUCGCCCAUCCUGUCACUGCAACAACGGUGCCUCUGGAUACCACCACUGUAACUACUACCACCGCUCCAACUACUACCACCACCGCUACCACAGCUGCCCCCGCUACCACAGCUGCCCCCGCUGCCCCCGCUGCCACCACCCUCCCUCCCAAACCAGAAGAGAAAAAGCCUGUCAAGAAGAGAAAGUCGUGGGGCCAGGAGCUACCCACCCCCAAGACGAAUCUUCCUCCAAGAAAACGAGCCAAGACCGAAGAUGAGAAGGAACAACGCCGUAUCGAACGCGUUCUCAGGAACCGGGCUGCGGCUCAGACUUCUCGAGAGCGGAAGAGACUCGAGGUUGAGAAACUCGAAGGCGAGAAGCUGGAGAUGGAACACCAGAAUGGAAUCCUCCUCCAACGCCUUGCUCAGAUGGAAGCUGAAAACAAACGCCUGAGCCAACAAGUCGCCCAGCUGUCCGCCGAAAUCCGCUCCCCUUCGUCGAGGGGCUCUUCCACCAGAGGCUCCUCCCCACAAUCCAUCGUCUCCGGACUCACCUCUCCAAACCUCCUUCCGGCCAUGUUCAAACGAGAACGGGACGAAAUGGUCUCCCUGGACAACAUUCCAUUCCUCACCCCGCCCAUCUCCGCCUACUCUCCCAGCGUGAAGAGCUGCGAUCUCACCGAUUCCUCCGACCUGACACAACAUCCUGCAGCGAUGUUGUGUGACCUGCAGUGGGUCCCCUUUGACCUUUUCCCCACCGGAGAUCCAGCAGCACUUGCCUUUGAUUCUCUGGUUGAUUUUGACCCCGACCCAGUUAACCUCGACAGCACCAACAACGGCAACGGCAACGGCAAGAACAGCAACAACAAUAACAACAACACCGCCUCCACCUGCCCCUCCCCAACGAGCCUCGGACCUUCCGACAUCGAUCCGCCCAGUCUUUCGAAUCCGCCUUUUCACCCGCCUUCUAGCGUGCAGCCCAGCUUUGGCGCGUCCACUUCGCGAUGCGACGAGCAAGGCAUUGCAGCUUGUGCGGGCCAAGGCGCGGAAGCGGACGUGGAAGUUGACAACGAAAGGGCAGUGGUUGGCUGCGGGGCUAGGGAAGGCUGUGGCGGCGGCGUCUGUGCGGAGGCGGAGGGCCCUCCAGAGCCGGACGCGGUUAUCUGGUGGUGGUGGCCGUGCGUAGACUCCGAGUUUCAGGUGCCGGACGGCAUUGGCGAAAAAGUUAUCUGUGGCGAUUUACGAAGUUCCUGGGUCUGGUUUCUGGGUCUGGUCUGA
Messenger RNA from Histoplasma mississippiense, 1353 nucleotides. RefSeq lists its product with no specific name. Gene Ontology annotation, molecular function: DNA-binding transcription factor activity, RNA polymerase II-specific. Gene Ontology annotation, biological process: positive regulation of transcription by RNA polymerase II. The record is from RefSeq and is a predicted model, not a curated record. Lineage: Eukaryota; Fungi; Ascomycota; Eurotiomycetes; Onygenales; Ajellomycetaceae. The coding region runs from base 1 to 1353 and encodes 450 amino acids. The transcript has 4 exons.